Messenger RNA from Bicyclus anynana (squinting bush brown), 6131 nucleotides. Its product is annotated as leucine-rich repeat and immunoglobulin-like domain-containing nogo receptor-interacting protein 3. The coding region runs from base 420 to 3164 and encodes 914 amino acids. Lineage: Eukaryota; Metazoa; Arthropoda; Insecta; Lepidoptera; Nymphalidae. The transcript has 5 exons. Gene Ontology annotation, molecular function: protein binding. The record is from RefSeq and is a predicted model, not a curated record.
CCAUUUAUUUCUUUCUAGUGCUCGACUCCGUCGUAGUGACAGCGUUUUGUAUUUUCGCGUGAGCGUAAUCGUUUUAUAUGUGAAAAUUGUAUAUUAAGUUACAUAUAUAUAUUAUUGUGUACGUGCGACGCGUUCGUGGAUGCCGACAAAUGUUGAAAUAUGUGUGUGCAAUGUAAAAAAUGUCUAAUACGUGACGUGUGAUACCGCAGCGAUGUCUUUAUAUCCAUCUGCUGGUGUCAACGAGAAAUAAUCGUGGAUUAUGCAAGUUGGAAUGAGAUGUGGACGAGUGUUAGGUAAAUUUCGUGUAUAAAACAGUGUAUUGUGAAGUUUUUCGUAGCAUGCUUGUAGUUCGCAUCUGUCGUGACCACAGGUGAUGGCACAACAAUAGAAGUCAAUAAGACUAUGAGGGUUGUAAAAUAAUGCAGUGGCUGCACAAAAUAUUGACGCUGGCAAUAAUUUGCGCAGCUGUGGAGGCCAGCGUGUGCCCCGCGGCGUGCGAGUGCGCGCGCGAGCGCCUGGCCUGCGCCGGCGCCGCCCUGCCCCACGCCAGACUCAGCAGAGCCGUCUUAGCCAACUAUGGCCCUUCCCUCCAGGAGAUCACGUGGACCAACUCCAACAUGACCUCCGUAGACACUAAAGCGUUCGACGGGCUAUACAACACCGUAUACAUCGAUUUAAGCAGAAACGAAAUCAAGAGAACCGAAAACGGCCUGUUCACGAGUCUGACUCGACUAAAGCAUUUGAAUCUAUCCAGGAAUCAAAUAGACGACAUACCGAGAUACACGUUCGCCUAUCUGGAGAACUUGGAGUUUCUGGACGUGUCUCACAACAAUCUGCAAGUGCUACCGUUCCAGGUGUUCGGGCAGAUGAUUAGAUUACAGUAUUUGGAUAUAUCUUAUAAUAAACUCGCUACUUUCUUAGAUUACUAUUUUAAACCUAAUCGCCAACUGAAAACACUGUUCCUAAACAAUAAUAGCCUAGUCAAAAUUACUUCAAACGCUCUAGUCAACCUCGAGGAAUUGGAGACGCUCGAUAUAUCUAGCAACAAAUUAGAUCAUAUACAUAAAUCUCUAUUAGAUAACUUAGAACAGCUGAGAGAACUAGACCUGAGCAACAAUAAUUUACAAAACAUAUCACAAGAUGCUUUUAAAAAUCUCAAUAAUUUAAAAACGCUGAAUAUAGGCGGCAACAGACUGAAAGCGGUGCCCUCGAUGCUCUUCCAACAUAACGAAAACUUGAUAACGAUCUACCUCGACCACACAGAAAUAGCCGUUUUACAGAAUACAAAUUUUAAAAGAUUACACAAUCUGCAGCGACUUUACAUUAGAAAUAACGCCAUGCUGCGUGAAAUAGAGCCUUACGUGUUCCUGGACACGCCUGCUCUGACACAUUUGGAUAUAAGUGCGAACGGCUUGACUUAUCUCCCUCAGUCUUUGAUGAGUCUAGAUAAUUUAGAAGAAUUAAGAAUAGGAGAUAACCCGUGGGCUUGCGACUGCAGAAUGGCAUGGUUCGUCAGCUGGAUAGAGAAGCGAAAGGAAAUAGUGAAAUCAGAUUUGAGUUGCCGCUUAACUUAUCCAAAUGACAUGUUGACGAUUUUGAACAACACAAAUUGCAAGCCUCCAGUUUUAAUAAAUCGCAGUCCUCUGAGUUUGCACAGACUGCAAACCGACGCACGGCUCCGGUGUAUAUUCGAUGGGAAUCCGUUGCCAUCGAUAACCUGGAUCACUCCGACGAGAGACGUGUACCAUUGGAACCCGGAGCCAUCGCUGCCGGACAUAUUCCAUAAGCACGGGAUAGCACACGAUCAGUACUAUCGCCCCAUAGAUUACAGUAAGUCGAGAGUGAAAAUACACGAAGACGGAUCUCUAUUCGUAACCGACAUUCACAGGCAGGACAGCGGGAUUUAUUUGUGUUUAGCAUCAAAUCCUUCGGGCAACGUGACCGCAGAAGUUGUCCUGAACAUAGAUCCGAUAACUAUGUUUGAAAUAAAAAUCUACAGUUUGCUAUGUGGAGCUAUUUGCGCAGCAGCGUUUCUUGGCCUCACGUUACUAGUGCAAGCUCUGAGAUACAUAUUCCACAGAUUUCGCCUUUUGGAGACGUGCUGCAGUUGUUGCACGUGCGUCCAAAGAGAUGCUCCGCGCUCUCGACAAAUCUACCACAUGCUCGACAAUAUCGAACAGUACAAAAGGCAGCAGUUGGAAAAGUUAAGGGAAAACUACGCAGUUCAGGUGCAUCGGAUUAAAGAAAACUGCACACAACAAAUGGAUUGGAUACAAGGCAGUUACACCACUCAGGCAGCUCACUUACGCAAUAUCAGAGACAUUGGCACAAACCAUUUGACUGCAAUGAAAGAUCAAUAUUAUGAUCAGGUGAAACGCGUUCGCGAAUAUUCCACAUCGCAGCUGAAUUGGGUGAGAGAGAACUACGUGUUCCAACGGAACAAAAUAAGAAAGUUCAGCGCCCACCAGAUACUGAGACUGCGCGAAUCCUACAAAUACCAACAGCAGACGCUGAACAAGGUUUUGGAGAACCUGCCCAGUCUGUACUUCGAGAACUGUCGCAACGGCUCGUGCGGGCGGAGCGACUCGAUGCCCUUCGACCCUGACGUCGAAGUCAUAGACAUGUACCUCAAGACCAAGAUCGAAAAGUUGGCCAAGCUUCCCAAUCCCGACGAAGAGAGCAAGAUAUCGAUAUACUACACGCCCACAGAAAGGUCAGUCAACUCUCGACGGAAUUCACCAGUGACUAUACCCGACGGGAUCCACAUAAACAUCAUAGAGAGAAGCGGGCCGCCGAAGUUGCUGGCGAUGAUCAAACCCUUGCCCGCGCCGCCGCCCACUGUGGAGCUUCACACGCCGGUCUCCGGAUCUCAGUCGCCGUCCAGAUCCAAACAAAAGUACAGAGAAGACGCCAAACCUUCCAGCGAACCUCUGUUGGGGCACAGGGAAGACCGCGCGCGGCGCAAGCUGAGGCUGGCCGCUAGCGUCAGUUCCCCCGAACUGUGUCGGGAUGUGGAGAAGGAGGAGGCUAUGGCGGAGGACAGGGAUAAGUCUAGGGUGUUGAUCGCGGUGGAGUUGGCGCAGCCGGAGUGCCAGAUGCGGCACACGGCGGGACAGUUGGUGUGCGGCGAGUGCGCGCGGCUGUGCGAGAACACGCCCUUGUAGUACAGGCUUCUGACGCGCGUGUUCAAGAUCUACGCGCUCGGGCCCGCGCCCGGCAGGUCCGAUGACAUUCGCCUGUGCGACUUCAAGGAGUCUCCGUCUUACGUGUAACUAAACUCAUCUUGCCUGGUAUCGGAGUAACUAAACUAACAUUACGGUCGAGUGUCGGAACCGCUUGUACUUUUAAGUAAGCUGUGAUAGUCUAGAUUGGAAUAAAUAAUAAACCGUGUAUGUGUAUUAGUGACAAUUUUUUUUUUCGUUUCUCCUAGCGGUAGGUUAAGGAGAAUUGAUGCGAUCUGUACCAUCCCUUAGUGCAAAGGCGGCACACUUGGCAAACGUUGAUAGAUUUUGAUUAACGAAACAUUAUCUAAAACUAAUACUCAGGGAUCCCUAGAACAUUUUGUACACCAAAUUACUAACAAGCUAAUUCUUCGUGUGACUAUAAGUAGAAUUUUGAAGUAUAACUUUAUUUUACAUUGCGUUAGACUUAAACUUUAAAAUAAAAGGCAUAAGGUCUAUUUUAGUAGUACGUUAUUCCGAUUCAAUAGACCAAAGUCUUGAAAAAAAAAAUAUAAUUUACAGGUGUGCUACUUUGUACUAUUGUAAAUCCGAUUCAAUUAAGAGUUUAUGUAGGUUUUGAUCUUGUAAAUAUCGUCUACCUAUUGUUUCUCAAUCAUUUAUUAUUUUUUUCCAUUUUGAUGUAUUUUUUAGGGUUAAAGAAAAUCUCUUAGAGCGUUAUGCAUUUUAUAUUUGUUCGUCUUGAAAAUAAAGUAAUAAAAAAAUGUGUAGUUUAAUAUGCGAGGUGUAAGGAAGUUGUUACUAUAAUUGUUGUAAUUUAUCAGGUUGUUGUAAACUAGUGUAUCCAACUAGCCACUGCUAACGUACCAGCCUAGAACAUCUACAUCAUUCAUAUUCAUACACCUAAUGACCAUGACCAUCUAUGUAGGGCCUUUGACAAUGUACAAUCGCGUCGAAUACUUUUAUCGUAAAUAUACCCGAAUACUGAAAAUUUCUAUAUAUGUAUUUUUGUAUUAGAUCGUUGACCUCAUUCCAUUAAUGCGUCGACUAAAUUAAUAGAAUAUAAAUGUAGGUCUCAUUAAUAUGAAUUAUAAUACAAAUCAAUUAAUGAUAUAUGUUGUAAUUGAUAAGAUUUAAUAUAAAUCAAUGAAUUAUAAGAUUUUUCCAUCACGAAAUCAUGGCGAGGGCAUAUCUACGAUAGUUAAUUGUUCUUUGCCUCUGACGCGGGAAUAUUUCGCAUUGUGCAAAGGCUUUUAAAUAUAAUUCAAUGAAAAUAAAAAAAAAAUUGGCGUAGCUAGAAGUACGGCUAUUAGCCUAAUAAAUCUUCCCGCUUUUAUUUUUGUAAAAUUUAAACAAAUUAUAAUAAUGAAAUUAUAAUUGUAAAAUCUUGUUGAAAUAAAAUAAUUAGAUUGAUCCGCUGGCGCCUUAUUUUGGACUUAUCUUCAAUAUUUUUUUAAAUUUUAAACAAACUAUUCUUACACAAAUAUAUAUUUAAAAAACUCAAGCUUUAUAUAUGCUUGUUUUUUUGUAUUGAAGGAUUUUUAUCCAUUCAAAGUAAAAAAAAAAAAUAAUAUCAAAAAAUUUUUAGUGGUAUACUCUCGCUAACUUUUGACUACUGUACACAUUUGCUAUUUAAGGCUUUUCUCCACUUUGCAAAGCACUUUAAAUUAUAAACGAAAAUGUUUCCGUCCUUUUUUCACUGCGUUUGUCAUAUCAAUAUACUUUUUUAAUUUUAUUUUUGUAAAAUAUACUAUCAAUAAAACAUCUCACCCUCCAUUAACAAAUCAUAUGACAGGCUAUAAAUCUAGCUACGCCAAUAAUAAACUAUGAACCGUAACAGAUGUACUAUAUUUAUAUAAUCGAAUAUAUUCUAUCGGUUUUACUGCAUAAUUGUGUUAAGUGUUCAAAAUGUGUUGUUGUCUUCCUCCCCAUCAUAAUGUAAAAGGUGACAGCAACAGUUAAUGGUUAGUUAUGUUAAUGGUUUAGAGAAACUAUGGGCUCAGGACUUGGUGGAUUUAUGUAUAAAAUAUAUAUCAGUGUCCAUGGUAACAGAAAAUAUAUUUGUUAAAUUCAUUCUAACCCAACCCCUUGAUAUAUUUCUUCAAAUUUAAAUAAAAUUUUUUUUUUAAAUAUUCUUUGAAACGUGAUUUUUGGAAAUUCCUUAAUACAAUUUUUUUUACAUUUUUUCCGGUUUGGGCUGAUAAUUUGUCAAUCAGACGGAAAAGACAAGUUAAACAAAACUCAAUUGGUGGAGUAUGCCCAAAUAGUUUCAAUGCAUUGUUGUUAUUCAUAAAUUCAAAUAAAAAUAAAAAUCAAAAACAAUCUAAGACAAAAUGUGAAGGAUAAGUAGAAAUAUGAUAAAAGAGAAGAAAAAGUGGAAACAUGUAGGGCCAAACCCACUUGUUAGUGGUAUAACUAUAAAAAUAUUAUAUAUAUAAGAUCCAAUAUGACACGUUUAAACGAUUUGGGCACAUUUUAAAAAAAUAUGACUUUAGUUUUCUUUUUUUUUUAGAAGUGCUAGAAAAAUAGUUGAAAUAAGUGACCGAUGAAAGGUAAAGGGUGAAUAAUGAUGGAAAUCAGUAAAAGAUAAUUAUGAGUAAUCAAUGAAUAAGAUCCAAUAUGGAACUCAAACUAUUUGGGCAAAUUAUAAAUGAAUGAAAAUAAUAUGUGUGUAGCUUUUUACUUUUAUAAUGUAUGCCACAAACGUUGAUUAAGACAAUUUUGCAGUAAACACCGUAUAUAAUAUAUAUUUAUACUGUACACAUAUAUUUUGUGCAAAGUCUUGCAGUGUUAUGCCAAAAUGCUAACCAUACAACAAUGAUUAUAAUAUUAUAUUGUAUUGUAUAAUGUUUCUUAAAAUAUAAAAUUAUACAAUUAUUGUUGAAAAUUUUCUAAAUAAUUAUUAUAAAGGAGAAUAAGCAAAUCAUGAGGAAUAAAUUAUUUUUCAAUGUA